AUGGAAAAUCGAAAUAACGUCACUGUGUUUAUUCUCUUGGGUCUUUCUCAAAACAAGAACAUUGAAAUUGUCUGCUUUAUAUUAUUCUUAUUUUGCUAUAUUGCUAUUUGGAUGGGAAAUUUGCUCAUAAUAAUUUCCAUCACAUGCAGUCAGCUAAAUGACCAACCCAUGUAUUUUUUCCUUAAUUACCUUUCUCUCUCUGAUCUCUGUUACACAUCCACAGUGACACCAAAACUAAUGACUGACUUAUUGGCAGAAAAGAAGACCAUUUCUUACAACAACUGCAUGGCACAACUUUUUAUCAUGCACUUUCUUGGAGGUAUUGAGAUCUUCAUCCUAGCUGGGAUGGCCUAUGACCGCUAUGUGGCCAUCUGCAAGCCCCUGCACUACCCUGUCAUCAUGAACAGGCGGAAAUGUAACACAAUUGUCAUAGCUUGUUGUACUGGGGGAUUUCUACAUUCUUCUAGUCAAUUUCUUCUCACCAUCUGCUUACCCUUCUGUGGACCCAAUGAGAUAGAUCACUAUUUCUGUGAUGUGUAUCCUUUGCUGAAAUUGGCAUGCACCAAUACACACAAAAUUGGUUUAUUGGUCAUUCUCAACUCAGGGCUACUUGCUUUAAUGACCUUCAUGAUUUUGAUGAUGUCUUACAUUUUGAUAUUGUAUACCAUCAGUGCUUAUCCUGCCGAAAAUCGUACCAAAGCUCUUGCAACAUGUUCUUCUCACAUAACAGUGGUGGUCUUGUUUUUUGUGCCUGUCCUCUUUAUUUAUAUUAGGCCAGCUGUCACUUUUCCAGAAGAUAAAGUGUUUGCUCUUUUCUAUACCAUCUUUGUUCCCAUGUUCAACCCUCUGAUUUACACACUAAGAAAUAUGGAGAUGAAAAAUACCAUAAGAAAGAUAUGGUACUAUCAAUUGUUUUUAGGAGGCAGAUAG
This is a messenger RNA of Elephantulus edwardii (Cape elephant shrew), 930 nucleotides long. RefSeq names its product olfactory receptor 4P4-like. Gene Ontology annotation, molecular function: G protein-coupled receptor activity; olfactory receptor activity. The record is from RefSeq and is a predicted model, not a curated record. The coding region runs from base 1 to 930 and encodes 309 amino acids. Gene Ontology annotation, cellular component: membrane. The transcript has a single exon. NCBI's taxonomy places the organism in Eukaryota, Metazoa, Chordata, Mammalia, Macroscelidea, Macroscelididae. Gene Ontology annotation, biological process: G protein-coupled receptor signaling pathway.